Cherax quadricarinatus is the source of this 1370-nucleotide messenger RNA. NCBI's taxonomy places the organism in Eukaryota, Metazoa, Arthropoda, Malacostraca, Decapoda, Parastacidae. The record is from RefSeq and is a predicted model, not a curated record.
GAAGCUUGCAGUCAUAGCAUGAUGAAGUUGGCAGUAGUCGUCCUCUUGGGUCUGGUGGCCGUGGUCGUCGCUCGCCCGGACACUAUCCUGGACCUAGAAGACAUCCACCACGACCUGGAUAUUGCUGAUGAUACCUCCGUCAGCGGCACCUACAGCUGGACCUCUCCUGAAGGCCAGGAGUUCUUCGUCAAGUAUGUGGCUGACGAAGAUGGAUACCGCAUCGUCGAGUCCAACGCUGUCCCCGCCACUGCUGAGGGCCAGAAGGCCGAUGGUGCUCAGGGAUCCUUUGUUUCUCUGGAAGAUCUUGACUUCGACAAGAAAUAGACAUUGAGAACUUCGACGAGAGAGAAAAGAAGGCGCCCAGGGACUCUUCUUUUCUCUGGAAGACCUCGAAGACUUCGAUAAGAAAUGGACCUUGGAGGUCUACAAGAAUGAAACGAAAGGAUCCAGGGCUUCUUCGUUCUUCUGGAAGACUUCAAGGACUUCGAUAAGAAAUAGACCUUGAGGUCUUCAUCAAGAAUGAAACGAAGGUUCCCAGGGAGUCUUUGUUUCUUUGGAAGACCCUUCUAAAAGACUCAGGCCUUGAGAACUUCGACAAGAAAGAAAAGAAGGUGCCCAGGGAGCCUUCGCAUAUCUUGACGACCUUGACAACGUCGAACUCGACAACAUCGAACUCGACAACUUCGUACCCGACAACUUCAACAAGAAAUAAACGACAGUGGUAUCCCUCGUCACUGGCGUCUUCUAUAGAAAUCAUCCGACCUCUUCCAGCGUCUAAGAGACGCCUUCUGAUACUUUCUAAUGUCUUUUAGCGUCUACUAGACGUCUUCUAGUCGUUUUCUAGUGCCUUCUAAACACCACCAGAUACUGAUGGAUAAUAGUUUCUGUCUCAGUUACCCUUCAUUCAUCUAUCUAUCUUUCUCUGACCUUGGUCUCAGCCUACCUUAGUCUCAGCCUACCUUAGUCUCAGCCUACCUUAGUCUCAGCCUACCUUAGUCUCAGCCUACCUACUUAUAUCAGUAUACUGAUACCUAUUUUGCUCUCUACAUUUGUAUUCUCCUUUCACUGCCAAGGCCCAAUUGGCCCCUGUAACAGUCAUGGCCAACUGGCCCCUGUACCAUUCAUGACCAGCUGGCCCCUGUACCAUUCAAGGCCAGCUGGUCCCUGUAACAGUCAUAAUCAACUGGCCCCUGAAUAUUCAUGGCUAGCUGAACCCUGUACCAUUUAUGGCCAGCUGGCCCCUGUAACAUUCAUGGCCAGCUGGCCCCCGUAGCAUUCUCCACAUCAAAUCACAAUAUUUCGACCCAUUUUUAUUUUUUCUUAUUUAUUUUAACUAAAUAAAAAGAUUCUGAACGAUACAAAGAGGAAUA